AUCCAGAACACAAUACAUAAAGAAGGAUCAUGGAUACCCAACUAAUCCGGACAGUGAAUAAACUUCAGGAUGCCUUUUCUACUGUGGGCGUACACAAUCCAGUCGACCUACCCCAGAUUGCAGUCAUUGGCUCCCAAUCAAGCGGCAAGAGUUCAGUUCUCGAGAACAUUGUCGGUAGAGAUUUCCUUCCACGAGGAACUGGUAUCGUCACUCGCCGACCUUUGAUCCUCCAACUUAUUAACCGCUCAAGCACCCACAAACCUUCUGCUGCCGAAAGUGCAAAAGAUGGAGAAAAAGAAGAAGAGAGUCCAAAAGGAAAUGACUAUGAAAAUCCUGACGAGUGGGGAGAGUUCCUUCAUCUUCCAGGCCAGAAAUUCUACAAUUUUGAUAAAAUUAGAGAAGAAAUUGUAAAGGAUACAGAGCUGAAGACUGGCAAGAAUCUUGGUAUCUCACCACAGCCCAUCAACCUUCGUAUCUUUUCUCCAAAUGUUCUUACUCUGACUCUCAUCGAUCUUCCUGGCCUGACAAAGGUUCCUGUAGGAGAUCAGCCCAAAGAUAUCGAGAAGCAGAUUCGUGAUAUGCUUCUCAAAUACAUUACUAAACCCAAUGCAAUUAUCCUAGCAGUAACUGCUGCUAAUCAAGAUCUCGCAAACUCUGAUGGGUUGAAAAUUGCUAGAGAAGUUGAUCCCGAAGGAUUGCGCACAAUCGGUGUCUUGACUAAGGUUGAUUUGAUGGAUCAGGGAACAGACGUAAUUGAUAUAUUGGCAGGAAGAGUGAUUCCAUUGAGAUUAGGUUAUGUCCCUGUUGUUAAUCGUGGUCAGAGAGAUAUUGAAUCCAAGAAGGCGAUCACAAAAGCAUUGGACUCUGAAAGAGAUUUCUUUGAAAAUCAUUCAUCUUAUCGAAGCAAGGCCCAGUACUGCGGUACACCUUUCCUUGCUCGCAAACUUAACAUGAUCCUUAUGCACCACAUUCGCAAUACCCUCCCAGAGAUUAAGGCCAAGAUUCAAUCUGCCUUGUCUAAAUACCAGCAAGAACUUCUUCAAUUGGGCGAUCCUUUGGGUGAUGGCACAUCUAACCAAGCCAACCUUGUCCUUAAUAUAAUUACCGAGUUCUGUACCGAGUUCCGAACUAUUAUUGAUGGUAACUCCAACGAUUUAUCGAGCUUUGAGCUUUCAGGUGGUGCACGUAUUAGUUUUGUAUUUCAUGAACUCUACGCAAACGGGGUCAAGAGUAUUGAUCCUCUUGAGCAGACAAAGGAUGUGGAUAUUCGCACCAUAUUGUACAACUCAUCGGGUUCAUCACCUGCUUUAUUUGUUGCCACCACAGCAUUUGAAGUCAUUAUUAAGCAACAAAUCAAACGUCUUGAAGAGCCAAGUGUAAAGUGUAUCAACAUGGUAUAUGAUGAGCUUGUGAGGAUAUUGGGACAGCUCUUAAACAAGCAGUUCUUUAAGAGAUUCCCUACUUUGAAAGAAAAAUUUUACCAGGUUGUACUAGCGUUCUUCAAAAAGGCAGUUGCACCUACAACAAAACUUGUGUCUGACCUUGUUGCAAUGGAAGCAUGCUACAUUAACACAGCUCACCCUGAGUUCUUAAAUGGUCACCAGGCCAUCACGAUUGUUAACGAACAACUUCGCCCCAAGCCGCAACAAGGACAAUUGCAAAACGGUCCCGAAUAUCAAACCAAAGGCAUGAAGAAUCAGUCACUACUACAGCAGCAGCAACAGCAGCAGCAACAGCAGCAACAACAACAACAACAACAAUUAUCAGCACUCCAGACUAACAAUGUCGGAACACCUGGAUCAGAAAGUGAGAAUGGGUCUUUCUUUGGAAGCUUCUUUUCUGGACCAAAAAAGACAAAGAAGGCUGGGCCUAUGAUGGAAGCUCCUCCUGCCACACUAAAGGCAACAGGUGCAUUAUCAGAACGCGAGUAUAUGGAGACUGAAGUUAUUAAGCUAUUGAUCCAGUCUUACUACAACAUUGUCAAGUGUAGCAUGGUUGACAUGGUUCCAAAGGCUAUUAUGCUUAAUCUUGUCAGUCACUCAAAGGAAGAACUCCAAAGAGAACUCCUUUCUGAGCUUUACAAGGCCGAUGUAUUGGACGAUCUUUUGCAGGAAUCCGAGUUCACACAGCAGAGACGGAAAGAAUGCAAGAAGAUGAUUGAGGCACUGCAAAAGGCAGACGAGAUCGUUGGAUCUGUUUAAAGCGAUAUUUACUUGUUUUUUUUAUAUAUAUUUAUUAAAAGAAAAAAGCGUCUUAUUUUUAUUCCCCACAUUUCUAUUAGCCAGAAAAGAACACAGAAAUUAAAGUAUAGGGAAGUCUAGAGCAUAAUAAAUGUAUCGCCAACUUCUAUUACUUCUCUAUAUAUUUCUAUCUCUUGAUACCAAUAUAUGUAUGCAUUACUAUUGAAGUAUUUUAUCACGAUUUGGUACCAAAAAGUCAAUAUCUCGAAUGUAAAAUAUGAAAACGCUAUUAUAAUCCUUU
This is a messenger RNA of Phycomyces blakesleeanus NRRL 1555(-), 2481 nucleotides long. RefSeq lists its product as hypothetical. Lineage: Eukaryota; Fungi; Mucoromycota; Mucoromycetes; Mucorales; Phycomycetaceae. The transcript is spliced from 13 exons. Gene Ontology annotation, cellular component: microtubule; cytoplasm; membrane. The record is from RefSeq and is a predicted model, not a curated record. Gene Ontology annotation, molecular function: microtubule binding; GTP binding; GTPase activity. Gene Ontology annotation, biological process: peroxisome organization. The coding region runs from base 30 to 2201 and encodes 723 amino acids.